Molecule: messenger RNA, 825 nt
Organism: Morchella sextelata
Lineage: Eukaryota; Fungi; Ascomycota; Pezizomycetes; Pezizales; Morchellaceae
Exons: 7
Coding region: 1-825 (274 amino acids)
Cellular component (GO): plasma membrane
Source: RefSeq, a predicted model, not a curated record
AUGUCAAAACCACCAAACUACUCCUUCCCACGCCCGCUACUGCUCGCGAGCCAGCUGCAGACGUACCAGCAGGCGCGCAGCACAGAUGUGGACUCGGACGACAGCGACAGCGACAUGAGCCUGCCCGAGGUUAACGAGAAGCAGAGCUGCAUUGAGGCGGAGAAGCGGAGGUUUCCGUAUUGGGGGUCGCCGGUGUAUAAGAGUAUGGAUGGCGGGCAGACAAUUGCGUAUAUCUCAGAUAUAGGAGCAAGCAUGCUAAAACCACUCUUCGUAAUCGGCUGCACGAUAACCAGUAUAACAUUCUUCUCAUCCCUUUACGCCAUUCACCGAAACCAACGCCGCCUCGAAACAGCCGUCGAUAUCGCCGCCAUUGGCGCUGGUGGCCUCGGCGCCGUCUCGCUCAUCCUACUCAGCAUCUUCGACACGGCCUCGUUCCCGCGCUUCCACAACGGCUUUCUGUGUCUCUUCAUGCUCGGCGUAAUCUUCUCCGCCGUCUUCACAACACUAUCCUACCGAGUUCUCGGCACAGCGUUCAUUGAGCGCGCGGUGCUCAAGACUAGUUAUCAGAUCAAGCAGUGGAUCGUCAUCAUCGAAGUCCCUCUGACGAUAGCAAUGGCGGUGCUCAUGAUAAUGAAUAAAGACAAUAUUGCGGCAGUGUUGGAGUGGCUGAUUGCGUUCGUGUUCACGGCGUAUGUGCUGUCAUUCUAUCUAGAACUACGACCGCGGUCGAGAACGAUGGAGGGCAAGGAGCUGCUACGGGAGAGGUCGCUGUGGGAGAGGAGGAAUCGGAGGCCUAUUAGUGUGAUUACUUCGAUGAAGGUAUAG